AUGGCCGACGUCCCCAAGACCAUGCCCGGCGUCCUCAUCGAGGAGAACGGCGGCGUCGAGGUCCUGAAGUGGAAGACGGACCUGCCCGUCCCUGAGCUCAAGGAGGGCGAGGUCCUCGUCAAGAACGAGCUCAUCGGCGUCAACUACAUCGAUACCUACUUCCGCACAGGCCUCUACAAAGCGCCCCUCCCGCUCGUCACCGGCAAGGAAGCAGCCGGCACCGUCGCGGCCCUGGGUCCGGCCCUCUCGGGCUCGGACCUCAAAGUCGGCGACCGCGUAGGCUACCUCCACGACCACGCCUACGCGGCCUACACCGCCGUCCCGGCCGCCAAGGUCCUCCGCCUGCCCGAGGGCAUCACGACCGCCCAGGCCGCCGCCUCCCUGCUGCAGGGCCUCACGGCCCUGACCUUUGUCCGCGAGGCCGCGGGCCUCCACGCCGGCGGCGGCGCGGGGGCCACGCUCGGCGUCGGCCAGGGCCCCUGGACGCUCGUGCACGCGGCCGCCGGCGGCGUCGGCCUGCAGCUCGUGCAGAUGCUCGCGGCCAGCGGGGCGCGCGUCAUCGGCACGGCGGGCAGCGCCGACAAGUGCGAGCUCGCGCGCCGGCACGGCGCGCAGUGGGUCGUCAACAGCCGCGAGGACGGGCUCGCGGCCAAGGUGCUCGAGAUCACGGGCGGGCACGGCGCCGACGUCGUCUUUGACGGCGUCGGCAAGGCGACGUUCGAGGCGGACCUGCAGAUGAUUGCGCGCAAGGGGACGCUGAUCAGCUUUGGCAACGCGUCCGGCCCCGUGCCGCCCGUCGACAUCCUGCGCCUCGGGCCCAAGAACAUCAAGCUCAUGCGGCCCGUCCUGUUCAACUACCUCGUCACGCGCGACGAGAUCGAAAAGUACAGCAAGGAGCUGUUCGACCUCAUCAUGACGGGCAAGGUCGAGGUCAGGGUCCACGACACGUACCCGCUCAAGGAGGUGGCGCGCGCCCACUCGGACCUCGAGGGCAGGAAGACGACGGGUAAGCUCCUGCUCAAGCUGUAG
Thyridium curvatum is the source of this 1029-nucleotide messenger RNA. RefSeq lists its product as uncharacterized. Gene Ontology annotation, biological process: cellular response to oxidative stress. The coding region runs from base 1 to 1029 and encodes 342 amino acids. The record is from RefSeq and is a predicted model, not a curated record. The transcript has 3 exons. Lineage: Eukaryota; Fungi; Ascomycota; Sordariomycetes; Thyridiales; Thyridiaceae. Gene Ontology annotation, cellular component: cytoplasm. Gene Ontology annotation, molecular function: quinone reductase (NADPH) activity.